Morone saxatilis (striped sea-bass) is the source of this 2746-nucleotide messenger RNA. RefSeq names its product transglutaminase 2, like (gene tgm2l). The record is from RefSeq and is a predicted model, not a curated record. Gene Ontology annotation, molecular function: protein-glutamine gamma-glutamyltransferase activity. The transcript has 15 exons. The coding region runs from base 69 to 2150 and encodes 693 amino acids. Lineage: Eukaryota; Metazoa; Chordata; Actinopteri; Moronidae. Gene Ontology annotation, biological process: peptide cross-linking.
UAAAGGAAGAGUGUAAAGACACUUCAGGAGCAACAUUGUAAUAGACUUUAAUAGGAAGAAGAUCUGCGAUGGACAACAACAAGGGUUUGAUUAUUGACGUGGAUCUGAGAAGUCAUGAAAACAACUUGGCUCACCGCACCAGGGAGAUUGAUCGGGAGCGCCUGAUUGUCCGCAGGGGUCAACCCUUCUCCAUAACCUUGCAGUUUUCUGACUCUCUGCCCCCCAAACACCACCUGGAGCUGGUCCUGCACCUUGGUAAGAGAGAGGAGGUGGUGAUCAAGGUUCAGAAGGAGCGUGGGGCCGAAGACAAGUGGUGGUUUACCCAGCAGGGAGCACAGGAUGAAGUGCUGCUGACUCUGCACAGUCCAGCAGACGCCAUCAUUGGCCACUAUCGCCUGGCUGUGUUGAUGAUGUCGCCCGACGGACACAUUGUAGAGGAGGCGGACAAAGCUAGGUUCCACCUGCUCUAUAACCCGUGGUGUAAAGAUGAUGUGGUGUACCUCCCUGAUGAAAGUCUACUCCAGGAGUAUGUAAUGAAUGAAGAUGGAAUCAUUUACAUGGGGUCCUGGGAUUACAUCAGAAGUAUUCCCUGGAAUUAUGGACAGUUUGAGGACUAUGUGAUGGACAUCUGUUUUGAAGUCUUGGACAACUCUAAGGAUGCCCUGAAAAACUCUCAGAUGGACAUUGAGCGCAGAUCGGACCCUGUCUACGUCAGCAGGAUGAUCACUGCGAUGGUGAACUCUAACGGUGACAGGGGUGUGUUGUGGGGCAAGUGGGAGGAGCCGUACUCAGACGGAGUCGCACCUUACCGAUGGACAGGCAGCGUGCCGAUCCUCCAACAGUGGAGCAAGGCCGGGGUGAGGGCGGUCAAAUAUGGCCAGUGCUGGGUGUUUGCUGCUGUCGCCUGCACAGUGCUGCGCUGUCUGGGAGUCCCAACGCGCCUCAUCACAAACUUCAAUUCAGCCCACGAUGUCGAUGGAAACCUCUCUUUAGACGUCCUGCUGAACGAAAGACUGGAGAGCUAUGACAGCAGAGCCAGAAAAGACAGUAGCUGGAACUUCCACUGUUGGGUCGAGUCCUGGAUGACGAGAGAUGACCUCCCAAAAGGAAAUGAUGGCUGGCAGGUUUUGGACCCCACCCCUCAAGAACUGAGUGAUGGUGAGUUUUGCUGUGGUCCGUGUCCAGUGACGGCCAUCAAGGAGGGGAUUCUGGGAGUAAAGUAUGACGCUCCAUUUGUAUUCGCUGAGGUGAACGCUGACAUCAUCAACUGGAUCGUCCACCAAGACGGCAGACGGGAGAAGCUCAGAGUGGACCAGGCGAGUGUGGGCAGGAACAUCAGCACCAAAAGUGUUUACGGUGACACCAGAGAAGAUGUCACUCUACACUACAAAUAUCCUGAAGGUUCCAGGGAGGAAAGGGAAGUGUACGAGAAGGCGGGACGCCGGGUCACAGAGCCGGCCUAUGGGAAUGAAGCGCCAGGACAACUGCAGCUGUCAAUCAAGCAUGCUAAGCCUGUUUUUGGGACAGACUUCGAUGUGAUUGUUGAGGUGGAGAACAUAAGUGUCACAGAUGCUCACGCUCAGCUGACCAUGCUGGCCAUGGCUGUAACUUACAAUUCACUCCACCGGGGGGAGUGCCAGAGACAAACAAUCAGUGUGACAGUGCCCGCUCACAAAGUCCACAGGGAAGUUCUGCGUCUGCACUAUGACGACUACGUCAGGUGUGUCUCUGAACAUCAUCUGAUCAGGGUAAAAGCGCUCUUAGAGGCUCCAGGAGAGAAUGAACCCAUCAUGGCCGUGGCCAACAUCCCACUGAGCAUGCCUGAACUCCUCGUACAGGUACCUGGGAAGGCUGUUGUAUGGGAACAACUGACAGCCUAUAUCUCCUUCACCAAUCCUCUACCAGUCCCACUGAAGGGUGGCGUUUUCACUGUGGAGGGCGGCGGCCUGCUGUCGUCCACUGAAAUACGCGUGAAAGGUGAUGUAGCGCCAGGCCAGAAGGUGUCUGUCAAACUCUCCUUCUCACCCAUGCGGACCGGGGUGAGGAAGCUCCUGGUCGACUUUGACUCUGACAGACUGAAGGACGUGAAGGGAGUCGCCACCGUGGUCGUCCGCAAGAAGUACACCCCUUUUAUUACUAGAUUAUAUUAAACACCUUACAUUUUUGGGAUAAUGUGACGCUUCUUGGAUGUGAGAGGAAGAGCUGCCCUGUUUGAAUGUAAAAGGUAGCAUUAGUAUUAUAACAGAGUUCUAUAUAUGCAAAUAAAUUAUUUUUACAGUAUCCUUUUAAUUACCUUAAAGCCACUGUAUGUCACAUGUGAACAUUUAUGGCUUUGCAUUAUACCUGGCACUAGAUUCCCACAUGGAAAUGCACAGAAAAUCAUGUGACGGCCUCUGGAAAGCAAAUACAUUAUUUUUGUUUAUACUCCUCCUUUGUUCUUUUCUUGUAUUUCUUACUUGACUUAAAAGUGCCAGAUUCUCUCCUGUUCCAAAUCACUGCUGGUUUUUUAAUCCUGUUAAAUUAAGUGACAAACCAUCAAAACCUGAGUCACAAGGUGCAGGGUUGAAAACGUGUGUGUGCUAUUAUGCAUUAUUAUUAUGAAAAGUAGGAUUACACAAAAUGUGUUGUAUGUUUUUGUUACCUUUUUGCACUGUUUGAUUGGAAGAAACUACAAUUUUUUUCAUACUAUUUAAUCCUAAUAUUUAUGCAUUUGUGGAGUAAUUCUGUGUUCAAGCUGAUAUGAAAC